Molecule: messenger RNA, 4478 nt
Organism: Schistosoma curassoni
Lineage: Eukaryota; Metazoa; Platyhelminthes; Trematoda; Strigeidida; Schistosomatidae
Source: the annotation of a GenBank genome assembly
GAAAAUUACAGGAGGUUGAUUUAACCAUAACCGACCUUGAGUUGUCCAGCCACCUUUAGGAACAUUCGCUGCAGUUGGCUGGCUACUUCGGCUCUGUUCCUCGUUUGAUGUCUUCAAACGGAUUUUGUCUUGGAAAAUUUCUUCCAGUUCCUCCUCUUCCAGACUCCAUUACUGUGGUCACACAUAUAAAUUGCUAGCUACAACAGCGGGUUUCCAAAAAUGCCAUAUUCUUCAGAAUAUGAUAUUCAAUGGCCUCCAAAUAGGUCUGACGUUUUCGUCGUUGUUUGGAAACACUAUGUUUACUUGUUCCGACUGGAACAAGCUUCAUCUGCAUCAGUGGAUUCAAAUAGUUUUAUUAUUGGUUCAAAGCUUAGAUUUCUGCUUUCCGUUCUGAAUGUUUGGAGUAACAAUGUAUCCCCACAAUGUGUAGCUUGGGUAUCCAGUAGCAAUAAACCAAACCUUGACGUAGUCCCAAAUCAUCUGAUUGCAAUCACCCAUAAUGUUGGGUGUGUCAAACUCAUGGGGCUCCCCAAUUGUGAUAUUGAGGAAGACAGAUUCGGUUUACAAAAUAAAGAACUAACACCUAGAUUUUCCAGAAACACUACUUUUCUUGUUUGGAACCCUUGGAAACGUAACUUGCUAGCCCAGGGUUUUGACAGGCCUCGAAACAGCAGAGAACCUUCUGUACUGAUAUGGGAUGUGACGAAAUACACUGGGUCGCGGCAUCCCAACGUGAAGUCUACAGAUCGAGGUUCAGUUUGUGCGAAUGACCUCCAUACACAUACAUAUUCACUCCCAUUUGCAAUAAGUGGUUCAGAUUAUAGUGCACCAGAUACUCAAGCUACGUCAUCACUUGUUUCGGUAUAUUCCUCAGUUGCGGAAAAAGAAUGGAUAUCUAAUACAACUACAUGUGAUAAACCUUUGUGUGAUUUAGAUCCGUCAAAAGUUUGUCAAAUUACUACAACUAGGGCAGUCUAUGGUUUGACAGUUGAUCCCUUAUGCAGUAAACGUUUCGCUUCAUUCUGUGAGCGUCAGGUUUCAUUAUGGAGAUUGGAUAAUUUAGAAAAGCCUGUUUAUACAUUUAUGGAGUCUGGUGAUGUUCUACAAAUCAAGUGGAGUCCUUUAAGAGAAGCUUGGCUAGGAGUUCUGGUAACAGAUUCUUGUACAGUUAAAUUGUACGACACAUACCCUAUGUUUUGUCAGUCUAUAGAAGAACCUGAACAGAUCCCGUUAGAAAGAUUGCUAUUUCCGUCCAGUCGAUCAAAUGUUAACCUGGUGGCAUUCAGUUGGCAUCCAUCAAAUGUAAACUGUCUACUAACUUUGAAUCGUGAUGGCUGUUUAAAUGUAGCUCAACUUGUUGAACGUCCAGCCAUUGGAUGGUCAGCUAAUCAAACGUUAGUAUGGUCAUAUACUCGUGAUUGGACUGCAUUCAAUUUAACAGGAAUUGUUAGCAGUAAUCUACAAACACUAAUGGAAUUUUUACAUGCAGUUAAUGAAAAUAAACGAUCAGAGAAUUCUGUUAAUAAUGGUAAUACUACAUAUAGUCUCUCAAAUGCACAAUAUCUUGCAAAUUGUCAGAAUAUUAAAAACAAAGAUUAUCAUAAUGAUAAUAUUAAUGGUAAUAAGUAUUGCCAUGAAAAACAAACAGCACUUCUUGUUCACUUGAAGCGUUGCAUGGAGUUGGAUAUUGCAGUCGUUAUGCGAAAACGUGCUGAACUAGGCUAUGGACUCGAUAUUACGGGUGCCACUUAUGUUGAGAUUGUCAAAGACGAUGUACAACUUCGAACAAUGUGGACAUGGAUAAAAUACAUUAAUGAUUACAUGGACGAUCCAUUGAUUCGACGGCAUUUGGAUGUGGAUUCAUCACAGUCAAACUAUACAUCAAAUCAGAGAAAUGGUAGUGAUAACAUUCCUUCGAAACGUCGUGUACCUUUCAGAGGUUCAGGUGUGAUUUCACUUUUAUGCGACAAUUUGUCAUCAUCUGGUACUAAAUUAACAAGUGAAGUUUUAAUGCAUGUUGAAUGGCAAGGAAUAGAUGUGAAAUUACCAUUUUCGCGAUAUCGGAGUCCCGAACGAUCACGUGUUUUACGUUUUUGUAUGUGGCCACUUGAUGAUACAGACGUUGUUCAGCGUCCUGUAUUCGAAAGUUUAUGCUCUGAAGGACAAUAUGAACGAGCAGCUGCAAUGGCUUUAAUUAAUUUGAAGUUUGAUUGGGCGUUAAGUUUUCUAAAUCGAGCUUCAUCAGAUGCCGAUAUCGAUCUAGUCGCAUUGGCUUUAGCUGGUUACACAGAUACAAGAAAUGAAUUAUGGCGAACAACAUGUGCCAACUUGAUAAAACACUUGCAAAACCCUUACUUACGUGUUAUGUUUGUAUUCUUAAGUCGUCAAGGUGGUGAUUUUCAAUCAAUAUUGAAUGACGAUGCCCUAUGUCUUAUUGACCGAGUCGCAUGUGCCUGUUUAUAUCUAAACGAUGAUGAUCUUCUUGUCUUCUUACGUUCAACUUGUAAUUCUAUGGUUCAACGUGGACAGUUAGAGUCGAUUCUACUAACUGGUCUCUGUUCAAAUGAUUUUAUUAACCUAAUACAAAACUAUGUUGAUACAACUGGUGAUGUUCAAUCGGCUGCAAUUGUUGGUUUACACGCUUGUCAGUUAUCAUUAAAUGAUAACUAUUCAAUGGUAAACAACGAAAAACGAACUGAUAUGAACGAUAAUAAUAAUAAUGUGAAUAAUUCACGUCAUGUACAAAUUGUGUUAAAUGGUGUACGGUCAUCAACUGUUGAUAAGAAAUUGUCCAUACCUUUAGGAGGAGGAGGAUAUGCAGGCCGUGGUUAUUCGUCUGGGGCGGGUACUAAUGAUCAACAACCUAUGAUUAUUAAACUUGGUGGGCUUAAAAUAGCUAAUUGGGUUCAAUGCUACCGUGACCUAUUAGAUCAGUGGCAAAUGUGGUUCUAUCGAGCUGACUUUGAUAUCACAUAUAAAUCACGUCUUUUAUCCGAUUAUUUAUAUCCCAGCACUUCUCGAACUCAAAUGUCUAGUUCAUUGUUGAUAUCAUCAAAGAGUGUUGAAGCGGAUAUGCCCACUACUAGUACUGUUUCUGGUACUGGUAGUAGUACUACUACCAAUAGUAUUGUUACUACUGUUUCUACAAACAACACUAAUUCUUCAUCAUAUAGUAGUAAAGUUCGAAAUUUUGGAUUUAUCGCUGGUGCUAAUCAAGUAUUUGUUGCUUGCGGUUUCUGUGGUUGGCGUUUAGAACCUCAAAGUAACAAAUUAAACAUGUUCAAUAUUAGUGGUGCUGGCAGUGGUGGUAGUAAUACUAGUAAUACCAUGAACAGUUCAUCCAUUAUUGAUACACCAUGUUCACCAACGCCGACGACAACAACAUCAACAAAUUUACAAAUGCAUGGAGGUGGUGGUAAAUUGACAAUCUGUCAGCAUUGUCGUAAACCAUUACCUAGAUGUUCAAUAUGUUUGAUGCAUUUAGGCACAUCGAUUCCAUUAAAUGAAUACAUGUCUGUUACCAAUGCUAUAAAGUCGGCUGAAUCAAUGUUUCAACAAACAGGAUUGAAAUCAACUGGUAAAUUAUCUGUUGAUUUCAUGAAUGCUAUGCAAAUCAAUACCACGAGUUCGUCCAUACCCCUGUCGGAGAACAAUGCUAUAAAUAAAAGUAAUCAAAAAAAUCUAUAUUCAUCACCUGAAAAAUCUUCAUCAAUCCCAAAUUCCAUACCGAUAGCUGAUUGGUUUGUUUGGUGUCAAGCUUGUAGACAUGGUGGUCAUGCUAGUCAUUUGACAGAUUGGUUUUAUGGAGAUUCGUUUGAUUUAGGAGAUAAUGGUUAUUCGAAAGAAUGUCCGGUCAGUGGAUGUCAAUGUCAUUGCGCUGCACUGGAUGUUAACCAAACACUUUCUCGACUAAAUUAUUGUCGUUCAUCUAUAAAUAGUCGUAGUCCAGAUUCAGAAGAAUCUAGUUCACUUGUUGAUAACGAACCAAUUGGAUGAUAAAUUGAAUUUUAGUACAGCACUUAAUCUCUGAUUUUUUCAGUGUUUUAUAGCUUGUAAAACUGUUCAUAAUUACUACCUUGAUUAUUCACAUUUACUUAUAUUCUUUAUUAUUUGCAAUGUACAUAACGAAUUCUCAGUUAUUUUGAAUCUGAUAAUUUUAAGGAGUUCUUUUUUUAAAUAUACCUCUAUUUUUCUAACCAACAUUUGGAUCGUUAAUACAAUUAUUUCUUACUUAUUUGUUUGUAUGAUGUUUAAGCGUAAUUUACCGUUUUUCUCAGCUUUGUAUUAAUCAUAACGUAUUAAAAUAGGCUUUGAUACGUACUUUAGUUUUUUGACGUCUCCCAGAAUGUUUCGUGACAUGAUACUACAUCCCACUAUGUUUAUCUCGUGGUGCCACCUAUAAAUUGAUCUAUUUUGUUCUGUAGAUUCUGCAAUACUAACAUAUGUUAGAGGAUUAAAAAAUCAACUAAUGUCAGCUC